AUGGCCGAAGAACACCGAUGCCAAGCUCCCGAGGGUCACAGACUCUGCGCCAACAACUGCGGCUUCUUCGGCAGCCCCGCCACCAUGAAUCUCUGUUCUAAAUGCUACAGAGACAUCCGACUCAAGGAAGAAGAACAAGCCAAAACCAAAUCCACCAUCGAAACUGCUCUGUCUUCAUCCUCCGCCGCAGCAACAGCAACCGUCGCCUCCGUCACCGCUGUGGUUUCCUCGCCUGCGCCGGUUGAAUCCCUCCCUCAACCGGCGGUCGUGACCGCGCCGGACGCGUGCGCACCGCUUCAGGCGAAUCGGUGUGGCGCGUGUCGGAAGCGCGUGGGGUUGACCGGGUUCAAGUGCCGGUGUGGCAUCACGUUCUGUGGGACCCACAGGUACCCCGAGAAACACGCCUGUGGCUUCGAUUUCAAGGCGGUUGGGAGAGAGGAGAUAGCUCGGGCGAAUCCGGUGAUCAAAGGGGAGAAGCUACGGAGGAUUUAAUCUGCGCCGUUGAUUGGAUGAUGUGAUUUGAUUGAGUUGAUCAGGACCGUCCGUGGUGGACUGAUGAUAGGGGAUGAGCGUGUGUAAAAAAUAUAUCUAUUAUUAUGACGACAUUGGAAGGGUUGAAUAAGUCAUGUUUGGUGGCUUUGCUUUUGUGUUCAUUAAAAAUGGAAAUUGCUAGGUCCACCCACGUUCGGAAUUUGAGGUCCCAUUUGAAAUUGAAAUGUAAAAAACUAGUAGCACUGUAGUUUAAUAUUUUUUCUGCGCCAAA
Vigna angularis (adzuki bean) is the source of this 763-nucleotide messenger RNA. RefSeq names its product zinc finger A20 and AN1 domain-containing stress-associated protein 4-like. Bases 1 to 492 code for a protein of 163 amino acids. The record is from RefSeq and is a predicted model, not a curated record. NCBI's taxonomy places the organism in Eukaryota, Viridiplantae, Streptophyta, Magnoliopsida, Fabales, Fabaceae. The transcript has a single exon. Gene Ontology annotation, molecular function: DNA binding; zinc ion binding.